AACGUUUCGAGAGAAGCCAUACGGUUGUACCCCCAAAAUGUUGUAAGUGAUAUCUCUCAUCUGCAAAGGAAUAUGGCACAUCUGCUAUGCAUACUUUGCGCAGCAUUUAUUGCACAGUAUGUACGUUACCCUACCAGCCAUCUUCCGCCCAAAGCCACACCCGAUCAACCCCGCCUAAUGAGACCUCCUGUGAAACUUCACUUCAAAGCGUUCGUCUUCUUCGGACUUUGCGAUCCUGUACUCGUCUCUGCAGUGUCACGAAGGUCCAGUAUUCAGUACUCCAAAUCCGACUCUUGCCCCGUCAUAGGCUAUCAGCGGAAGGGCAAAACUGUUUUCCUUACCUCCUUUUGAAUAUUAUCUCUCAUGUCUCGUAUCUCUGUCAAACAUGGCUUGCUUCGGUUUUGAAAGAUGGCUUUACAGCUUCCUCCAUCGACAUGUUCAACCCGACGGUGGGCCCCCUUAUAGGAUCGAGACUUGUCCAAUCUCGCCAGAUCGUAUCUUGCCUUGGCUGCCUGUAUCUCGUCGAUCACGGUUGACAACGGCUUCCGAAUCACAGCUUUGUUUUUUUGAUACACACACCAGAGUCCACGUGCAAUUCCGUCGUUCUGUUCUUCACCUUUCUCUUAGAGUACCCACGUACUUACAGCUUCAGGUUUGACAUCAUUAUGGAUCAUCGCGGUUAUGUUUGAUCGU
Molecule: messenger RNA, 693 nt
Organism: Somion occarium
Lineage: Eukaryota; Fungi; Basidiomycota; Agaricomycetes; Polyporales; Cerrenaceae
Source: the annotation of a GenBank genome assembly